Molecule: messenger RNA, 5200 nt
Organism: Anguilla anguilla (European eel)
Lineage: Eukaryota; Metazoa; Chordata; Actinopteri; Anguilliformes; Anguillidae
Gene: atp8a2
Product: ATPase phospholipid transporting 8A2
Exons: 38
Coding region: 596-4132 (1178 amino acids)
Biological process (GO): phospholipid translocation; neuron development
Cellular component (GO): plasma membrane
Molecular function (GO): magnesium ion binding; ATP binding; ATPase-coupled intramembrane lipid carrier activity
Source: RefSeq, a predicted model, not a curated record
AGGAAUGUUAGGCUAUGCCUGUACAGUAGCCUAUUUGCACGAUAAUUAUCUGCAUACAGAAGAUAGUACGAAUUGAUUUCUUAUGUAGGUUGCGGAACAGAGGAUGUUAAGCAAAUUUCGUUUUUGCCGCGGUCGUUGAAUAGCUGUGAAUGGUCUACGUUUGUAUUUAUUCGGUUUGCUGUUUAUCUUGCGGGUCUUUGCCUCGCGUCAUACGCACUUCCAUUACCAGGACCGAUAUGAUGUGCAGGGGGGAUUGGUACAGGACGCUAGCGCAGGUGACCAGGAUAUUAGGCUAAAUAUGUCAAGGGCUUCUAGUGAAUCUGCUCAUGCCUGCUGUAUCUAAUUGUAGUUUGUUGGACGCCAGCUUGAUCUAGACACGGUUAGGCAUUCUCUUGUGUAUAACACCGAGGCUGUGUACACACGGGGAAGAUAAAGCUGAUGCAGAGCUGGCAAGCACACAGGAACCAGGAAGCCUAAAUCUGGAUUCUACUGGCAACUGACCGAUAUUGAACACGGGGAUUCUAGCAUCACGUGACCUGAGCAGUUAGUGUUGACCCCUCUUAGCCAGGACUCUGGGCAUGGCGAGGACCCCACCAUGGGGGCAAGGAUGCACUCCCACCUCACAGACAGCUUUGAGAAAAUGCCAGCUUGUUCAUCCGCUGGGUACCGUAAGGCAGAAGAUGAAAUGUCGGGAACCACGUCGCAGGCGGACCCGAUAGAUGCUGCAGCUCGGACAGUCCUGCUUAACCAGUGUCAGACAACGAAGUUCUGUGACAAUCAUGUCAGCACAGCGAAGUAUGGGGUCCUGACAUUCCUGCCACGCUUCCUGUAUGAGCAGAUUCGCCGUGCGGCCAACGCCUUCUUCCUGUUCAUCGCACUGAUGCAGCAAAUCCCUGAUGUUUCUCCCACGGGCCGCUACACAACACUGGUGCCACUUAUCUUCAUCCUGACUGUGGCUGGGAUUAAGGAGAUUAUUGAGGACUAUAAGCGACACAAGGCAGACAACACAGUCAAUAAAAAGAAGACAAUAGUGCUACGGAAUGGGAUAUGGCAGACAAUAAUCUGGAAACAGGUGGCGGUUGGAGACUUUGUGAAGGUCACCAAUGGUCAGCACCUCCCUGCUGACAUGGUCAUUGUGUCCUCCAGUGAGCCCCAGGCCAUGUGCUACACUGAGACGUCCAAUCUGGAUGGAGAGACCAACCUGAAAAUCCGACAGGGACUCUCCAUUACUGCAUGCAUGCAGUCUCAGGAGGACCUGGUGACUCUGUCUGGACGCCUGGAGUGUGAGGCACCCAACCGUCACCUCUAUGACUUUACUGGGACUCUGCGCCUGGACAACACCAACCCAGUUCCUCUGGGUCCAGAUCAAGUGCUGCUGCGAGGUGCCCAGCUGAGGAACACACAGUGGGUUGUGGGGAUUGUAGUCUACACUGGACACGACUCCAAGCUCAUGCAGAACUCCACGAAGGCUCCACUGAAGCGGUCCAAUGUAGAGCGUGUCACCAACAUGCAGAUCCUGGUGCUGUUCUGUAUUCUGCUGGUCAUGGCACUGGUGAGCUCAGUUGGAGCAGCCAUCUGGAAUAUACAACAUCCUGAAGACACCUGCUGGUACCUGUCUCGCACAGGGGAUAUUUCCAUGAACUUCUGGUAUAAUUUAUUGACCUUCAUCAUCCUCUACAAUAACUUGAUUCCCAUCAGCCUGCUGGUCACACUAGAAGUGGUCCGGUUCACACAGGCCCUCUUCAUCAACUGGGAUGUGGAGAUGUACUAUGAGGAGACAGACACACCAGCCAUGGCACGGACAUCAAACCUGAAUGAGGAACUUGGACAGGUGAAGUAUCUGUUCUCUGACAAGACGGGGACACUCACUUGUAAUAUCAUGAACUUCAGAAAGUGCACCAUCGCUGGCAUCACAUACGGGCACUUUCCAGACCUGGACUGUGAUCGCUCCAUGGAGGAUUUCAGUCAUCUUCCGUCCAGCAGUCAUAACUCCACUGAGUUUGAUGACCCUGCACUGAUUCAGAACAUUGAGAAAAACCAUGCUACCUCACCCCAGAUCUGUGAGUUUCUAACAAUGAUGGCUGUAUGUCACACUGUUGUCCCAGAGCGAGAAGGAGACCAGAUCAUCUACCAGGCCUCCUCCCCAGAUGAAGGAGCUCUUGUCAAGGGGGCGAAGGGUCUGGGGUUUGUCUUCACAGGCAGGACGCCCCACUCCGUUAUCAUUGAAGCGAGGGGGAAGGAACAGACCUAUGAGCUGCUCAAUGUUCUGGAAUUCUCCAGUAACAGAAAACGCAUGUCUGUGAUCGUUAGAACACCAAGCGGGAAGCUUCGUCUCUACUGCAAGGGAGCCGAUAAUGUGGUCUUUGAGCGCAUCUCAGCUGAUUCCCAGCACACAGAGUUAACUGUGUCACACCUGGAACAGUUUGCCACUGAAGGAUUGCGGACUCUAUGCUUUGCAUAUGUGGACCUGUCAGAAGGGGAGUACCAGGAAUGGCUGAAAGAGUACAAUCGGAUUAGCACAGUACUAAAGGACCGGGCCAUCCUGCUGGAGGAAUGCUAUGAACUGCUGGAGAAGAAUCUGAUCCUGUUAGGGGCCACAGCGAUAGAGGACAGGCUGCAGAAUGGGGUACCUGAGACCAUUGCUACCUUGAUGAAGGCUCACAUCAAGAUCUGGGUUCUGACGGGAGACAAGCAAGAGACCGCCAUCAACAUUGGUUACUCCUGUCGGCUGGUAACACAUGGCAUGUCCCUCCUCAUCGUCAAUGAGGACUCACUGGACGCUGUGAGAGCUACUCUGACCGCACAUUGCGCGUCACUGGGAGAUUCCCUGGGUAAGGAGAAUGAGCUGGCACUGAUCAUUGAUGGACAGACUCUGAAAUACGCACUAUCCUUCGAGGUGCGACAGUCCUUCCUCGAUCUGGCACUGUCCUGCAAGGCUGUCAUCUGCUGCAGGGUAUCACCCUUGCAGAAAUCAGAGAUUGUGGACAUGGUAAAGAAGCAUGUCAAGGCCAUCACACUGGCCAUUGGCGAUGGCGCAAAUGAUGUGGGCAUGAUCCAAACUGCCCAUGUGGGUGUGGGAAUCAGUGGCAACGAGGGCAUGCAGGCUACCAACUCCUCUGACUACUCUAUUGCCCAGUUUUCCUACUUGGAGAAGUUGCUACUGGUCCAUGGAGCAUGGAGUUAUACCCGUGUCACCAAGUGCAUUCUGUACUGCUUCUACAAGAAUGUGGUUCUGUACAUCAUUGAGCUCUGGUUUGCCUUUGUGAAUGGCUUCUCGGGACAGAUCCUGUUUGAGCGUUGGUGCAUUGGCUUGUAUAAUGUGAUCUUCACAGCACUGCCUCCCUUUACGCUGGGCAUAUUUGAUCGGCCCUGCAGUCAGCAGAACAUGUUACGCUUCCCACAGCUCUACCGCAUCACACAGAACGCAGAUGGUUUCAACACCAAGGUGUUCUGGGGUUACUGCAUCAAUGCUCUGGUCCACUCCAUCAUUCUCUUCUGGUUUCCACUUAAAAUUCUAGAACAUGACUCUGUUUUUGAUAAUGGCCAUGGCACUGACUACUUGUUUGUGGGGAACAUUGUCUACACUUACGUGGUGAUUACUGUGUGUUUGAAGGCUGCGAUGGCAACCACAGCUUGGACCAGGUUCAGUCACCUGGCAGUGUGGGGCAGUAUGCUGCUGUGGAUGGUGUUUUUCGCUGUGUACUCUGCUAUCUGGCCCUCCAUCCCCAUCGCACCUGACAUGUUGGGACAGGCGGGCAGAGUAAUGCAGUGUUGGAGUUUUUGGCUUGGUCUGAUUUUGGUGCCAACUGCAUGUCUGCUGAAGGAUGUAGCAUGGAAUGCAGGGCGCCGUACUUUUAGGAAGUCUCUGCUGGAGGAGGUGCAGGAGCUGGAGGCGCGGGCGGUGGAUCCAGGAGCAGCCGUGCUGAGAGAUGCCAGCGGCCGCAGUCUGAAUGAGCGUGCCCAUUUGCUGACCCGUGUCUUCAGGAAAGCACCCUCCAGCCUGGGCCGCUCCAACUCCAUUCAGCAGACUGUCUCACAUGGCUACGCCUUCUCACAGGAGGAGCAUGGCGCAGUGUCUCAGUCCCAGGUGGUGCGCUCCUACGACACCACCCGUCAGCGUCCAAGUGUGUAGCACUGCCCAAUCCCCUCCUGCCCCACCCCUCCCCACCCCACCUGCUAAUGGCCCACUGGACUGCUUUGCAGCUGCUGGGGAGUUUUGGGAGGGGCCAAGGUGAGGGUCGAGAGGGACACUGUGACCCUCCCCACUGUGGCCUUACUGGAACUCUGAUCUAAUGAGUACAGGACCUUGGGGGGGCGGGGUGCUGGGGUACCGGGGGUGCAGCUGCUGUCGGCCCUCAUUUAGCCCUGAACAUCAUGGGCGAUCCAGCACUCUCACACACGAAGCCCAGCUGGCUGCAUCACUCUAAUUGGGGUUUGUUUUGCUUUUGUUUUUCUGUGAGUCUGUCCGCAAUUGUGUGUGCGCAUGUGUAUGACUCUGUGCGUGCGUUAGUGUGUUUGAGAGAGCGAGCACAAGUGUUAAUGUGAGUGUCCAUCAGUGCGUGUAGACUUGUUGGCAAGUGUGCGUGCAUGUGCACGUUUUAUGCAUUCUGUGUGGGCACGGGUGAAUGUAUCUGCGUGCCUGUGUAUGUCUAAGUGUGGUGUGUGUGUGCGUGUGUGCGUGCGUGUGUUCCCCCCAACUCCUCCACCUGGGUUUAACACAUCACUCAUCAACAUGGUGAUCGGGGGGGGGGGGGGGGGGGGGGGGGGGGGGGGGUCACUGUUAAAUAAAACAUUCUGGGCUUGAGGAAUUUCUUUAAGGCAGUCAGGGCAGUGAGAGUGCAGAUGCACUGCAGUUUUCCAGUCUGGCUCUCUCAGUCAGCGAACACACCGACUCCCGCUCCGGCCUCCCCUCUCCCUUCCCCGCCCCCAGCACCCUGCCAAAGAUGAAGUGCAGGGCUAUAACCAAGUCUGAGCUCUAGCGCACAGGACGUCCUGACUCGGACAGGAAACUAACCUGCAUCUCCGUGCUCCAUGCUUGCUCUGGGCCAUCUCCCCAUUGCACGCUCCCUCCCGCCUCUGUCCUGUGACACCCCCUCCCCCCUGAAAGCCCGGCUGUAGGACCCCAUGUGUGUACCUGCUGUGCUUGUACUGCUUUUUCUCAGUCUAUUGGGAAGGUUCAAUAAAAUACUUGUAUUCUCUU